AUGAUGCUGAUGAACAACACUGGCCGCACCAACUUCACCAACAAGCAGCUAACCGAACUGGAGAAGGAGUUUCAUUUCAACCGGUACCUUACCAGGGCCCGGCGGAUCGAGAUCGCGUCUGCGCUGCAGCUCAACGAGACCCAGGUGAAGAUAUGGUUCCAGAACCGGCGGAUGAAACAGAAGAAACGGCAGCGGGAGGGCCUGCUUCCGGUGGCCCAGCAACAGCACCACCUACAACAACAACAACAACAACAACAGGAGACCAUGCACCUGAGCGGCGCGAGUAGCACCAGCAACUCCCCGACGGCGUCCUCGAACGUGUAA
This is a messenger RNA of Macrosiphum euphorbiae (potato aphid), 324 nucleotides long. NCBI's taxonomy places the organism in Eukaryota, Metazoa, Arthropoda, Insecta, Hemiptera, Aphididae. The record is from the annotation of a GenBank genome assembly.